This is a messenger RNA of Acanthoscelides obtectus, 531 nucleotides long. NCBI's taxonomy places the organism in Eukaryota, Metazoa, Arthropoda, Insecta, Coleoptera, Chrysomelidae. The record is from the annotation of a GenBank genome assembly.
AUGCACCAUGGAGCUUACAUCGGCCCAGGUUCAGGUGAUCAGCAGACACCUGGAAUAAUUAUGUAUUACAGCUUCACGAAAGGAGGAGUGGACACCAAUGAUCAUUUGUGUGGUACAUACAGCGCAGGAAGGCGAACCAAACGAUGGCCGUUAGCUAUUUUCUUCCAUCUUAUAAACGUUGCAUGCAUAAAUGCUCUCGUUGUACAUCGGGCAAAUACCACUAAAUCACGUACUCAAAUGAGGCGUAAUUUUUUGCGGCAAUUUUCCGUUGAACUUGUCCAUAAUCACCAGAAACGUCGGCUUGAUGUCCAUUCAACUCUUAAAGUAAUAAAGAAACGACUUAUAGAAGUUCAUGACUUGGACAACCGCGCCCCACCAACCACUGCAAAACGUGGGCGUUGCAACAACUGCCCGCGGAAAAGUGAUCGAAAAGUAUUCACCAAAUGCAAAAAGUGCACAAAAUUUGUGUGCAAUAAUCACUCAGACAUAUACUGUCAACAGUGCAAGAAAAGUGAUUCGGAUAGUUCCUAA